AUGCUGAGGAGCCGGCUCUGUAUGCUGGCGAUCAUCCUAACUAUCGCUUAUGUUUGUUAUGCGGCUCAACCAACUUCACUGGAUGACAAAGUUAAAGCUUUACAAGAUCUGCUGUACCGGCAGCCAGCAGUGAGAAUGAACAUGGAUCGCUGGAAAACAUUUGUAAGACAGCAGCCUCGUAACUACAGCAUGUUUGUUAUGUUUACUGCCCUUUCGCCAGGAGUGAAUUGCCCAAUUUGCAAGCCAGCCUACGACGAAUUCAUGAUUUUGGCGAAUUCCUAUCGCUAUUCCCAUGCUGAACUCAAGCAAGUGUACUUUGGAGUUGUCGACUAUGAGGAAGCGCCCCAAAUUUUCCAAGCGAUGAACUUGAACACUGCCCCAAUUUUGUACCACUUCGGACCAAAGCUACAAGGCAAGAAGAAACCUGAUCAGAUGGACUUCCAGCGUUUUGACAUUCGUAUUCUUCGCCCUCCGAACUAUGCAGCACCUGUAGUAAUCGUUUUGCUGUUGGCUCUCGUACUUGGAUUGCUGUAUAUGAAGAGAAAUAAUCUGGAAUUCCUUUAUAACCGCACAAGCUGGGGACUUGUAUGCUUGUGCAUCACUUUUGUUUUCCUUUCUGGUCAAAUGUGGAACCAUAUCCGUGGUCCUCCUUUCAUCAUGAACAAUCCACAAACCCGAGAAGCCAGUUUUAUCCAUGGAUCGACACAGUAUCAGCUCGUUGCUGAAACCUAUAUCGUUGGUGCCCUAUAUGCCGCAAUUACGUUUGGCUUCAUUUUAUUGAAUGAGGCUGCAAGUCCAAGUGGAGAAGUAACGGAAAAGAAAAAGUCAUCUAGCUCUAAACCAUUUUUCGGAAUCAAUAACAACAUGCUUGCAUACGUCGGUUUGGGCCUCGUUGUGAUAUUCUUCUCGCUACUACUGUCGAUCUUCCGUAGCAAAUACCGAGGAUAUCCGUAUAGUUUCUUGUUCAGUUAA
Messenger RNA from Cooperia oncophora, 972 nucleotides. The record is from the annotation of a GenBank genome assembly. Lineage: Eukaryota; Metazoa; Nematoda; Chromadorea; Rhabditida; Trichostrongylidae.